Pocillopora damicornis (cauliflower coral) is the source of this 940-nucleotide messenger RNA. Its product is annotated as N-glycosylase/DNA lyase. The record is from RefSeq and is a predicted model, not a curated record. Lineage: Eukaryota; Metazoa; Cnidaria; Anthozoa; Scleractinia; Pocilloporidae. Gene Ontology annotation, molecular function: 8-oxo-7,8-dihydroguanine DNA N-glycosylase activity; damaged DNA binding. Gene Ontology annotation, biological process: base-excision repair; nucleotide-excision repair; base-excision repair, AP site formation. Gene Ontology annotation, cellular component: nucleus.
AUAUAUAAGUAUUCCAAUUUUCAACUUGUCAACUUCAUCAACUGGUGCUGUUUUUGUUUUUGUUUUGUUUUGUUUUUUUUUAAUUGCAAAAACCAGCACUUUGUAAGCUACCAGGUGUGGGAGCCAAGGUUGCAGAUUGUGUUUGCCUAAUGUCAUUGGACAAACAUGAUGCUGUUCCAGUGGACACACAUGUGUGGCAGAUAACUGCAAAACACUACAUGCCCCAACUUGCAAGGACCAAGUCUCUUACUGCCAAGGUUUAUAAGCAAAUUGGUGAUCAUUACAGGGACCUCUUUGGGAAUUAUGCUGGAUGGGCACAAUCGGUUCUUUUUGUAGCUGAUUUAAAGAGAUUUCAAGAUACUCAGACUACCAGUUUAACAAAUUUAAACUCAAAAUCUGCCAAGAGGUCUAUGGAAUCCGACAUGCCGUCAACAAGCAGCUCCAAGCGUCCCGCCAAAAAGAAAAAGAAGAACCGGAUAUAGGCUAAAAACAAAGAUUUAUUUUCCACUCGUCACUCUCUUUCUGAGAUAGUACUGAAAUUUAGUCCACGCUAAUCACGUUAAGGUUCUCAAGUUCUCCUACAACUGAUAGAAACCGAAAUAAGUAAAAAUUUAGUUGGAUAUCACUACGUAAGAGAUUAUGAACUGUUCAUAAUCUCUUGCUACUUAGCCAUUUAAAGAUGGUGGCUUCAUUUGUCUAGAUAUUUUGAAAAUUAGCCAUUUUAUCACCUUUUGGAAAUAGAAUGCAACGUACACCAUAAAAGAUGUUGAACUACGUUCGUCACCCAAUGAGCGGAGUCUUGAGACUGGAGAGCAUUCAUUUAACUAGGUUUCUUCACUUUUGUGCCGUAGAAUAUCGCCUUUAUUGUAUGACUUAUUGGACGCCACGCUCCAAUAAAAGCUGCAUACUCUUCCCUCUUUAAAAAAGUCUAUGUAUUUCU